AUGCGUUUCCAAACUGCCACCCUCGCAAUUCUCGCCACGGCUCACACAGGGUCGGGCGCCACCACCGACUCCCAACAACACAUCACCGAGUGCCAAAACAACAUCGCUAGCUACCAAAGGCAGAUAACCGAGUGCCAAAAUCGCAUCACCAACUACCAGAAUCAAAUCACAGAGUUCCAAAAGCAAAUCGACCACCCAGAGCCCCAGGAGCGUGAAAAUUGGGGGGCUUGCAUGACCAAGUGCAUGAUAAAAUGGGGCAAAAGGAUCCCUGGCAAGAAAUCUGAUGCGGGAUGCCUUGUAUUCUGUGACAGUCAGUGCAUGAAGCUCCAGAAUUACCUGCCAUCCGAAGACCGCGUCCGAGGUGAUCAAACUGAUAAUAAUGGUAAGGCCGCCGGAGGAGAACAUGCUUUUGAGGGCUUUUAG
Molecule: messenger RNA, 423 nt
Organism: Pyricularia oryzae 70-15
Lineage: Eukaryota; Fungi; Ascomycota; Sordariomycetes; Magnaporthales; Pyriculariaceae
Exons: 3
Coding region: 1-423 (140 amino acids)
Source: RefSeq, a predicted model, not a curated record